Gadus chalcogrammus (walleye pollock) is the source of this 3860-nucleotide messenger RNA. It is a transcript of the gene foxr1, whose product is annotated as forkhead box R1. Lineage: Eukaryota; Metazoa; Chordata; Actinopteri; Gadiformes; Gadidae. The record is from RefSeq and is a predicted model, not a curated record. The transcript has 10 exons. Gene Ontology annotation, molecular function: DNA-binding transcription factor activity; sequence-specific double-stranded DNA binding. Bases 216 to 1046 code for a protein of 276 amino acids. Gene Ontology annotation, cellular component: nucleus. Gene Ontology annotation, biological process: regulation of DNA-templated transcription.
AAAUAAUGCACGUCUUCAGCCAGGUCUUUGAGCUUUCUUAAUUGGUCCAAUCAACCCAAACCUAGCAACACCUGUGGUGGUCUUGCUCUUCAAUACCACACAUCUGUGUUCAUUACAAAUAGCAUUUAAUGAAUGCUGCCACUCCGGGAAUAAGAGUUGAUAAGCUGCAAUAUAUAGGCCUAUAACUCGACCAAAACGUGUAGCCUACAUUUAAAAUGGCUUUACAAUUUCAAAACAGCAGUCGCUUCUUCGAGCUCCACUGCUCUACAGGUUUGACUGACUGGGACAUGGAUGAGGAGAUGAAGUUGACCACCACAACAGAUCAGUUUUUUCAAGAAUCCUUCGUGAAGUCAAACCUGUGGCUGAUGGUGAAUCCCAACUUGGCCUGCCCAAUUAAAUACAUGAAACGAUCAGUACAUGUACCUUCAGUUGUCAACGUCCCUGUAGAACUGAAAACGCCCCGACAUGCCACCGAACGCCCUGAUCACAGCACGCUCUGCACUUCAUCGGCUGCGGCUCCCUCCUGCCGUGCGCGAUGCGCGCACGCUUCCUCAUCCACCACCGGCUUCAUGCUUGGAGAUGAAGAGAAGGCAGUUUUGUUGGAUAGUCCGUUGUAUCGAAAGGGGCCAAGCCGACGAAAGGCACGGAUCGCAAAAGACAAAAAAUCCCUGAAGAUGGGCGGCUGGCCACGCCCACCUGUCAACUACUGUAUUCUCAUUGCCAUGGCACUGAGUAGCAGCCACACAGGGAGCCUGAAUGUCCAGCAGAUUUACAACUUCACAAGGGAGCACUUUCCAUUCUUCCAGACAGCCCCCGACGGCUGGAAGAACACCAUUCGCCACAACCUGUGCUUCAGCAGCAGCUUCUGCAAGACCCCCUACCAGCUGUGCAGAGAGGGCAAGCGGAAGUCGUGCUUGUGGCACCUCACACUGGACGGCCGACACCGACUCGGGGACGAGAUCCGCACCUUGACUGGGGAGUCCUUUCAGCAGCUGAAGGGUAGCAUGUCCCGCCCAGAUGUAAUCCAUACCUUGUUCGUGCUGUGAGUAUGACGGGAAUAGAAUCCAAACCAGGUUGCCAAGUGGUCCUUUUGUAAGACUGCAUAUGAAACUCUUGUAAUGGCCAAAAGGUUAUUCUGAAUAAAUAACCAUAUAUGUUGAAUUUUUUCAUAAUUGUAUUCGUUUAAAAAAAAAAAAGUUUUUCUUACACUACCAUCACAUUCUCGGGCACAAGACAAACACAAUCCACUCAUCACUUCACAUGAGUGUUUCUCAGGCAGCAAGUCGGAUGGUCUUUCCAGAGAUGGUCAGGUAGGUCUCAUGCCAUCUAUUUGCAUAGGUGACAUCACCUGUCAAAAAAUGACCCUGUAGGUUGCUCUUUCUCCCUCGCCCAAUUUAUCUAUUGGCCAAGCAAAUGCAUACUGCCUGCUAUCCUGCUAUUCAAAUUGCAGUGAAAUUAUUGUCCGGCCCCACCCAACAAAAGGCUUAAUGCAAUCAGUGAAUCAUCCCUCUAUACAACAGCACAAGGCUCACAGCUGCAAGCCACUUACACAGCCCUACUUAGGUGGCAACAGGAUCAUGGAAAAGGCGUGGACUUAGUAAGCGGACAGAACCGGAUUGGAUGAGGAUGAAGCGUGUUCUCCUUGUAGCGCUCCUUCACGUCCUCUUUGACUCGAGGAAUUUGUGUGUUUUGGGAUCGGUGAUUAGAAUAGAUACUACUUACAAUUUCGAGUUACCUUCAACCUGGCUGGAGGCCAGAGAACACUGCAGGUAUUGGUACUGUUUCAUUGUCAGUCUUUAAAAUCCCCAAGAAAUAAGCUAAUAAUUUGAAUAAAAUUAAAUCAUUAAUGUAAUGCUAACCUGACAAUUUUUUGGCAAUGAUUCAAGUGAAGAUAAAAUAAUUACAUUUCGCUAAUGGACUAAGGACUGAUGCAUAUUUACCAUUAUAUAUUUUGAUGUACCAAGUAUCAUUAAAACAUUAAUUUCUUUAACCCUUAUGUCACAAUAGGUCACAUUCCGGAGAUUUAGCCUUACUAACUCAGCAGUCUGACGUUGACCUUCUUGACCCCUACAUUUAUCUGUCAUGGAUUGGCCUGUACAAGGCUGCAGACGGUGACUGGAAAUGGUCUGAUGGAAAAAGUUAUGAGAACGCGUGUUAUAAAUGGCUACUUGGUUGCGAGGAUAAUAAUGGAGACUGCAGCCGCCAACUCCACAGAGGGCAGUAAACAUCAGUCCCAAGACUGUGAUGACAAAUUGUUCUUCUACUGCUCUAACGUGGACUCUACCGUCACAUUCGUACCGAUGGCCACAACGUGGGAGAACGCCCGGAAUUACUGCCAACAACGUCACAAAGAUCUUGUUACCCUGGAGAGUGGGACAACUGCCAACAAUCUUUCUGAUGAUCUAUUCUAUAUCUGGACAGGACUACACAGAGCUCAACCUGGUGCAGACUGGGAAUGGAGCAUUGGCCGUGCAGAUUAUGAGAACUGGGAAGAAGGGAAUGGGCCAGCAGAGGGGGACUGUGUUGGUCUCUCCAAUACGGAGAAUAGUAUGACUAACUUAGACUGCAAUUCAACAUUGCCCUUUUACUGCUACUUCGACAACCUGGUUUUGGUGAAGGAGAACAAGACCUGGGAGGAGGCACUUGAGCACUGCAGGGCCAUGGACUUGGUAGACCCCCAACGCAAUGAUCUGAUCAGCAUCAGUGGUCCAUUGGAUCAUCACACUGUGUGGUUCCGAAUCAACAAAGCCACAACAAACGAGGUUUGGACCGGUCUUCGCUACCUUGCUCACAAAUGGUUUUGGGUUGAUGGGACUGAUGUGCCAUACCUGAACUUGCCGACCUGUCCUGAUCUAGGGAAACAUUGUGGAACUGUUGAUAGGGACAACAGCACCAUACCCUGGAAUAUCAGAGACUGCAACGAAAAAAGAAACUUCCUCUGCUACAAGAAAUAUUGAUGAGUAUAUAAUAUAUGUAUAAUAAUGUGUCAAGUGUUGUAUGCAAACAAACCUAUUAUGUAACUGAUACAACACUGAAAGCUUCACAGAAGGUUUCUGACAUUUCAUUCAGACGAUUGCGACAAAGGGAUUUAACUUUUAAUGCACAUCGUUGUGGUUUUAUGUGGAGGGGAAUACACUGUUGCCAGUUUACACCCUUUUGCUCACUACACAACACACUGGCUAGAUCAUGGUGAAGAUGUGAGGAAUAGAACCUGGACAUGCAAAGUUUAUAUGUAGCUGAACAGAAACACUUUAGUGUCGUACUAUCCCAUCGCACACGACUCCUUCAACAUCCGUGGAGAUGCUUGCUACUUUGCAAUUGUUUCUACAUGUCUAAAAGAUUAUGUGUAAAACUGCAGUCCUUUUUUCAGGAUCCUGGAUUCUUCAUGGAUUCUAUGAAGGGACUUGGUAUAUAAAACGUCCUUUUUCCAAAUAACUGAUCACUGGUUUUAUUUCCCAUGAACCUUGUUUGAAGUGGGAAGCCGGAACGAUAAUAAAAUAUAUAUUUUUAAUAAUACAAUUAUGGGGUUGGCCUGAAAAUCCAUGCUCACUGAUUUGUAAACCGUGCUCUCAGACAAAUCUGUGUUUUUGAAAUCUGUUCUCCGGGAUUUGGUUUGUUCCACACAGGAAGCAUUGGGAAGUUGAACGCAAAUCUCACCGACAUUAAUUCUUGUGUGAUAUAGUCUAAAAGGGUGAUGCAUGAUGUAAACCAGGCCUAUUCAACUAGCGGCCUGUGGGCCAAAUGCGGCCCCUCUUAAUUUUUUUCUGGCCCGCAAGAGGUUGCAUGCAAAAAAUAAAUAAAAUAAAGGAGAAACAUAGUUGCAUGCAAAUCAGGUUUCUGUGUGUAGCUGGUGAUACUAG